AAAGAGCCCAUUUAGAGUGGGCCACGGAUAUAGCUUUCUUUCCCGCCACCACCACAGCCACCGGUUUUAAGUUACUCAUGCCCAACUCCUUUUUUUUAUGCUCCCUCUGUUAUCGACAAUUGUUUGUCUUUUUCCGUGUGUUCAGUUUAUUCUCUGAUUCUUCAGUGGGUUUGAGUUAAACUAUUCUUUUAUACUUUGAUGGUCUGCAAUUCUUUCAUUGUUCAACUGUCGGACCCAAGUCAACGCUGGUUCAGAUGCUCUUCAGCAUCCUGAUCUUCAUUUGAUUCUAAAAAUCAACGGGCAUCCAUAUUAUAUUCCUCAUUUCCUCUGAAACAGGUUCCAUUGAAGGUAGUAUUUAGGGGUUUUAAAAUGGGAAGAUAUGAUGAUGGUGGUACUGCAAGUCAGCUAUUUAGCGAUCUGAAUAGUUUCUUGAGAAGAUGCUUGUUCCGUGUUCUUUCUGUGGGUCCUAUUCCCAAUCAUUUUGCUUUUAUCAUGGAUGGAAAUCGGAGGUAUGCAAAGAAGAGGAAUCUGGAAGAGGGGGCUGGCCAUAGAGAGGGAUUUUCAUCUCUCAUGUCUUUACUGGAGUAUUGCUAUGAACUGGGGGUGAAAUAUGUGACAAUCUAUGCCUUUAGCAUUGAAAAUUUUCAAAGAAAACCUAGCGAGGUUCAAGACUUGAUGGAUCUAAUGCUGGAGAAGAUGCAGGCACUGCUGAAGGAAGAUAGUAUUGUGAACCAGUUUGGCAUUAGAGUAUACUUUAUCGGUAGGUUGAAACUUUUGAGUGAGCCUGUCAGGGUAGCAGCAGAGAAGGUGAUGAGGGCUACUGAAAAGAACAGCAAGGUGGUGCUUUUAGUCUGUGUUGCAUAUACUUCAGCCGAUGAGAUUGUACAUGCAGUUCAAGAGUCCUGUAAGCAUAAACGAGGUGAAAUCCAAGCAUUGAACAAAGAUAAAACUUCUGAUGGUCUUGCCAUUCCUGAUGUGCAAUCCUACAAAGAUAGUUUGGAUGGUUCUCAAACUCCGAAGGAUACUGGAGCUUGCAAUGAUGUGAUUAAAGGAAAUGAUGGCACUGGUAAGAGUGAUGGUGCAACUGGCUGUACUGUUGAAAAAUUAUCUGAUAAUGAAGAUGAAGAUGAACUGCAAGCAUCAAAUGCAAUUAGAAUUGGCAAUGGUGUGGUUGACAACAUUAAAGAGAAAGACAGGACGCAAGGGCAGCAUCUUGUAGUAAAUCUGGUAGAUCUUGAGAAGCACAUGUACAUGGCUGUAGCUCCAGAACCUGACAUCCUUCUCCGAAGUUCCGGGGAGACCCGCCUUAGCAAUUUCCUUCUCUGGCAGACAAGUAACUGCCUAUUGUAUUCUCCAGCUGUACUGUGGCCGGAGAUUGGUUUGUCUCACCUGGUGUGGGCAGUGCUAAAAUUCCAAAGAAACCACGCAUACUUAGAGAAGAAGAAGAAACAAUCAUAACAAUUUUGACACAGCAAAAAACAUUGAUUUAUCCAAUGGAUUAUGACAAGCUGUGCAUUGGAUGACAGUAUGGUUUUUUCUCUAUUUCAACCGGAAGCCUAGUGCCGGAAGUGUUGGAAGCAAUAAAAUAUUUUGGUGGCAUAAGUUUGCAGUUUGUAUGCUUAGUUUUGAAAUUGCCGAUGUUAUGUUACUUCUGAGUUUCACUCUUUUGUCUAAAAAUGUUGUGCCAGUUUACCACUAAGUUGCAAUGGCAUAUACUUCCUCUUUAUCAAGGAGAAUAAGUUAUAAAUGUCUCACUUUUGGUUCAAAAAACUUAUGCUGAAUUACAGGGGAAUAUUUGAUGUAUAUUACUAAAUAAUUAUGGUUUAAAUGAUUAUCCCUAGGGUUCCAUAAAUAAAUCCCCUUGGUGUGUUUAAUGAAA
Molecule: messenger RNA, 1879 nt
Organism: Mangifera indica (mango)
Lineage: Eukaryota; Viridiplantae; Streptophyta; Magnoliopsida; Sapindales; Anacardiaceae
Product: dehydrodolichyl diphosphate synthase CPT3-like
Exons: 2
Coding region: 370-1458 (362 amino acids)
Biological process (GO): polyprenol biosynthetic process
Cellular component (GO): endoplasmic reticulum
Source: RefSeq, a predicted model, not a curated record